This is a messenger RNA of Scylla paramamosain (green mud crab), 1846 nucleotides long. RefSeq lists its product as uncharacterized. Gene Ontology annotation, molecular function: single-stranded DNA exodeoxyribonuclease activity. The record is from RefSeq and is a predicted model, not a curated record. Gene Ontology annotation, biological process: mitochondrial DNA replication. The transcript has 5 exons. NCBI's taxonomy places the organism in Eukaryota, Metazoa, Arthropoda, Malacostraca, Decapoda, Portunidae. Gene Ontology annotation, cellular component: mitochondrion. Bases 53 to 1750 code for a protein of 565 amino acids.
GUCCCUAGUUCAAGACAAGGAACGUGGCGCUUCUCGCGGCUUGGGGGUCAAAAUGCUCAGCCAGGUCUUUUGGAAAAAUGCGGCUUGGUUACAUAAGUUUAAGUGGAGGAGCACUUGCAAGUUUGAAGCUCGUCACAUGAAGCAGUUUUGUACUCUAGAUAAUAAUGAAUCAUUACUUGAAAAUUUUGAUUCUUUAGCUGUAAGUGAUGGAAAAACAGCAAAUCUGAAUGAAUCUAGUGAAUCAGAAUUUGCAUACUUUGUUGAUGAACAGUUAAAAGCAUCUGAAGAAAUUCCUCGACCCACACACAGAAAAACUUCUGUAAAGCAAAUGCUGGCUUACACAAACAAAGUACUUUAUGGUCCACUCCAAGAAACCUCAGCUCAAAGAAAGAGAAACAUUGAAAUAACAGAGGAUGAAACUGAAGUCAGCCAAAAGACUGAAAAAAGAAAGAAAACCAAGAAGAACAAACCUGUUAUGACUCUGCAACCUCUUAUUUCAAGGCCAGAAAAUGCACAUCUCUUAGGAAUCUUUCCUGGUGAUGAAUCAAAAUCUGUUGAUAAGUUUCAUUAUCAGAGAGUUAAGAUAAAACAUCAACAUGAAACUGCUAGUUUUUCAGACUCAAGAAAUGGUAGACCUAGAAAUAAAAUACUGUUAUUCAAAAAAUCAGGUAAAAAUUCUGUAAAAUAUGAAAACUUUGUCUUUAAUGAUAUCCCAAAGACUCAAAAAAUAUAUGUAUCAUCUUGGAACCAAGAGGAGGACCAAUGUAAUAAUGAUGAUAACACAUGUGGUGAGUCUGAAACAAUUAAUGGUGAUAUUCUGUCCAAAAGCAAUGCUGUCAAAAAUAAGAUUCCUGAGAGCACCUACUUAGCUUCUUGUUCCUCUAAUGUUAAAACUGAAAGUGACCAAGAAAUAGAACAGCUGGAAUCAUUCAGAGAAAAGUCUUUCUUGUUAUCUGUUGAUAAUUCAAAAUUUACAUCAGUUCCAAGUAUUAUUGACUGUGAAAUGAUAGAAAGUUUUCCUCUGGAGAAGACAGAAUCACCAGGUGUAGUGAGUAAAACUGCUAUGAGCAAAGAUGAAAAUAUUCUUACUAUUGGAAUGUUUGAUGGUGGUUAUCAGAAGCUUCCCAGUGUCAGCACAAUACUAGAGGCCACAAUGCCAGAAGAUCAGAGAAGAAUCCUAGACAGAUGGAAGGCAAAGAUGAUCAAAGAGCUCGGUAAAGAGGGCUUUGAAGAGUAUAGAAAAGGGCUUUUUGAGAAGGGUAAACUACUCCAUGGCUGCAUACAGUCAGAACUGACUGGUAUAAGCCCUUCAUUGGAAAACAUGCCAACUGUACAAGGGUUUUGGACCAGCAUUUCCCAUGUCCUGCCAAAGAUCUCUAGUGUAUCUGUCCUAGAAAGCCGGUUGGUCCAUCCAUAUCUUUACUACCAAGGAGCAGUGGACUGUGUAGCUGCCUACAAAGGGAUGCCGGUGCUAAUAGACUGGAAGACUUCUACUAAACCCAAGCUAACACUGAAAGCUAUGUAUGAUAAUCCAUUGCAGGUUGUAGCAUAUCUUGGUGCCCUCAAUUAUGAUAACGGUUAUCAACUUUCUCUUCAGGUGCAGUCAGCCAUGUUGGUGGUUGCAUAUGACACUGGGCUGCCAGCACAUGUUCAUAUCAUAGACAAGGACAAGUGUCAAGCAUACUGGAAAGUGUGGUGUGCCAGACUAGUUCAAUUCUGGAGGCAGUUGGAGAUUAAGGAGUCUGUAUGAUGUAAGCUAACAUGUAUUAUGAUAAAUUUUGUUAAUUCCUAAACAUGUAGAGUACAUGAUCUUCCUUUGAACGAUAAAUAUAAAUUGUAAUGGUAA